CGGCCCUGGCUCAUUACUCAGCGGCCGAGGCAGGAGGCGGCGGCAGCGGGAGGCGCUGCUGUGUGACAAAACAGAUCAAGGAGCUAACUGAUCCAGCUGAAAAAAAUCUUGGGCUAAUUUUCAGCUUGAUUAAUUCCCUUAUGUGUCUGAACAAACAUCCAUGCUAUUGCAAGGUUGGAAGACUUGUUAAUGCCUGCCCGAAGCAAAAUUUGGAUGAAGUAGUCUAAUUAAGUUGCCGUCAUGAGCAGAAGCAAGCGUGACAACAAUUUCUACAGUGUUGAAAUUGGAGACUCUACAUUCACUGUAUUGAAACGGUAUCAAAACUUAAAACCAAUAGGAUCAGGAGCACAAGGGAUAGUAUGUGCUGCUUAUGAUGCCAUCCUUGAACGGAAUGUUGCAAUCAAGAAGUUAAGCCGACCAUUUCAGAACCAAACCCACGCUAAAAGAGCUUACAGAGAGCUUGUGCUUAUGAAGUGUGUUAAUCACAAAAAUAUAAUUGGCUUACUGAAUGUGUUCACACCACAAAAAUCCCUUGAAGAAUUUCAAGACGUCUACAUAGUGAUGGAGCUCAUGGAUGCAAAUCUCUGCCAAGUGAUUCAGAUGGAGCUAGACCAUGAACGAAUGUCCUAUCUUCUUUAUCAAAUGCUGUGUGGUAUCAAACAUCUUCAUUCAGCUGGAAUUAUACAUAGGGAUUUAAAGCCCAGUAAUAUAGUAGUAAAGUCAGACUGCACUUUGAAGAUUCUUGACUUUGGACUGGCCAGAACUGCAGGAACUAGUUUUAUGAUGACGCCUUAUGUAGUGACUCGUUACUACAGAGCACCAGAGGUCAUCCUAGGGAUGGGAUACAAAGAAAACGUGGAUUUAUGGUCUGUGGGGUGCAUUAUGGGCGAAAUGGUUUGCCACAAAAUCCUCUUUCCAGGAAGGGACUAUAUUGAUCAGUGGAAUAAAGUCAUAGAGCAGCUAGGAACACCGUGUCCCGAAUUUAUGAAGAAAUUACAGCCUACAGUCCGAACUUAUGUGGAGAACAGACCUAAAUAUGCUGGUUAUAGUUUUGAAAAACUUUUUCCAGAUGUCCUUUUCCCAGCUGACUCUGAGCACAAUAAGCUUAAAGCAAGUCAAGCAAGGGAUUUGUUGUCAAAAAUGCUGGUUAUAGAUGCUUCUAAAAGAAUCUCCGUGGAUGAAGCCUUGCAGCACCCAUACAUCAAUGUUUGGUAUGAUCCAUCAGAAGCAGAAGCUCCUCCACCAAAGAUACCAGAUAAGCAGUUAGAUGAAAGGGAGCACACGAUAGAAGAAUGGAAAGAGUUGAUAUACAAGGAAGUCAUGGACCUGGAGGAGAGAACCAAGAAUGGGGUUAUACGUGGACAACCAGCCCCUUUAGCACAGGUGCAGCAAUGAUCAAUGGCUCUCAACAUCCAUCUUCAUCGUCAUCUGUCAAUGAUGUGUCUUCAAUGUCAACAGAUCCAACAUUGGCCUCUGAUACAGACAGCAGUCUAGAAAACUCAGCUGGACCUCUGGGUUGCUGUAGAUGACUACUUGAUCUUUUGGGGGGUGGGAGGGGGGUCCUUUUAGUCAUUAAUAGGGCACCUUUAAAAUUUGGUGGUAUUUUUGAGUGUUUUUUCAAAAAUAAUUGUAGAAUUCAUCAUAAAGUGCUGUAAUUUAAACUGUAAGUUGUGUUAAAAGCAGCCACUUUUUUGCUGUAAUUAACUGUAAAAUAUUAAACCUGAUAAUUUUUAUUGUGGUUUUAAAAUCUGCAUAUUUGCUUUACUUUUAUGCUGCUGAUCUUUUUUUACUGAAUUUGUAAGAUUUGUUUUAUUGAAGCACAUAUUAAUGUUGUGGUCAUUACCAUAUAAUGAAUUAUUUAAGAUUUUAUAGGUUUUCAAUUUUUUAAUUAGAAUUUAUUCCAGAUGUUUUGUUCAUGAUAUCCUUCAAAGUUUUAUGCUUGGUCAUAUAUGUCCAUGUGCAGAUGGAGGGGGAAGAGAAUUCAGUGCAGCCAGCUGUAGUUUUGGGCUGGCAGCAAACAAAAUGCUCUUUUAUUUUGACCACUUGCCUCUAAGACUUCAGCAAAAGCAACAACCAGUGAAUUUUUUUAGAUAAAAGGUAUAUGACCCUUUGCAAAGUAACUUCAUUUGAAUGGUUUUACAAACUUAAGAAAGCAAAGCAUAUCUUCAAAGCUGCAGAAAUAUCUACCCUAACAAAGUAAUGUGGUGUUUUCUGCAAAGCUGUGGCAUGCCAAAUCCUAUGAUCACUAUAAAACAUGAGGAUACUUCAUGAAUAAUACAUUGCAAUACAAAUAAACUGUUUACUUCUA
Messenger RNA from Apus apus (common swift), 2308 nucleotides. RefSeq names its product mitogen-activated protein kinase 8 (gene MAPK8). NCBI's taxonomy places the organism in Eukaryota, Metazoa, Chordata, Aves, Apodiformes, Apodidae. The coding region runs from base 241 to 1395 and encodes 384 amino acids. The transcript has 13 exons. Gene Ontology annotation, molecular function: ATP binding; JUN kinase activity. Gene Ontology annotation, cellular component: cytoplasm; nucleus. The record is from RefSeq and is a predicted model, not a curated record. Gene Ontology annotation, biological process: JNK cascade; protein phosphorylation.